UCAUAAUAAAAUAGACAAAAUAGAAAACCGCAAUCUUCCUUCCUCAUUUAGCUAGGAAGUAAAUAAGGAAUAAAGGUUUUAUUCUUGUUUUCUGAAAAUUGUGUUUUUAUGAAAAUUGAAUUACCUAUUUCCUUGGGAAAAAUCAGUUUUAGAAUAGAACGGUGAUAAAUUGACUAUACCUAUUCAUCGAGUUUGUGUAGGAGAAGCUGUUUUGAUUUGUUAGAAGAUCUGGUCCGACCACAGCACUAACUGGAUUGCAUGACUUGAUCUCGGAAGAAUUCCUGCUAUUGUAGAACUUGUUUACUUAUGAAAUCUAAAGUAGGAAUUUGCAGGAAAAUAAAUUUCCAUCUCUGAACGUAUUUGAACAUUCUUCACAUCAAAGAUGCCCGCCGUUCAAUGUCCCGUCCCUGGAUGUGAUUAUAUCACGGAUGACUUGGAUUCUGCCAUCGUUGUUGCACUCAUUAACGCACACAGUGCAUCUCACACUGGUGGAGAGGCCGUCAAGGUCAAAUCGGCCAGACGUCCCGUUGCAACUGCGUCUGGAUCAAACGAGGAUUCGGCCGCCUCACGAACAUCAGGAACGUCCGAACGCUCUAGAUCACAAGAUAUGUCAGGAAGACGCACAAAUCGUAAGACUUGUCCGAAAAUAUGCAAUAAGUACAACGGCAAUGGGUGUGAGAAAGCUGAUUCAUGUCCUUACAUACAUAUGUGCAAGAGCUACGUAGAAAGUAGAUGCGCAUCUGGAAGAGAGUGUAGUAAAAGUCACGACAUAUUUAAUCCUGCAGUAAAGGCAAAGCUUGAAAAAUAUGGAAUAAAUACUAAGAGAAGACCAAGAGAAGUUCUUGCUGAAUUCCAAGCAAUCUUAAAAGAUGAUGAAUGUGGGAAUUCAAAAGCUGAGAAAUCAAACCAGAAAACGUCAAACCAUACUGCUCCAAAGAUAUGUUACGACUAUAACGGCAAUGGGUGUGGAAGAACUGGCUCUUGCUCUUUCAUUCAUAUGUGCAGGAGCUACGUAGAGCGUAGGUGUGAAUCAGGGAAAGAGUGCAGUAAAAGUCAUGAUAUCUGUGAACCCGCAGUAAAAUCAGUGCUUGAAAAACAUGGUAUAGAUACAAAGAGAAGACCGAGAGAAAUUCUUGUUGACUUGCAGGCGGCCCUGAAAGGUUACAAAAACAAGAGCAACCUUGAUGAAACGGAAAAAUCAACGGCCGGAAAAUCCGAAGACAAAUCCCAAAAGCAAAAGUCACUAAAGUUAUGUUAUAGAUACAACGGCAAUGGCUGCGAAAAAUCUGGUUCUUGUCCUUACGUACAUAUGUGCAAGAGCUACGUAGAAAGUAGGUGCGAAACUGGAAAAGAGUGUAGUAAAAGUCACGAUAUUCUUGACCCUGGAGUAAAAGCAAUACUUGUUAAACAUGGAAUCAAUACGAAGAGAAGACCAAGAGAAAUUCUUGCAGACUUGCAAGAAGCGGUGAAAGACGAAGGAGAUAAAAUUAGACAUGAAGGAAGUACUAACGUAAAAGCUGAAAAUGAGAAAUCAUCGAAGCAAAAUGUUCCAAAGAUUUGUUACCAAUACAAUGGCAAUAGCUGUAAAAGAGCAGGUUCUUGUACUUACAUACAUAUGUGCAGGAGUUACGUAGAAAGUAGAUGCGAAGCCGGAAAAGACUGUAAUAAAAGUCAUGAUGUCCUCAAUCCUACUGUUAAGGCAAUACUAGGAAAGCAUGGAAUAAAUACAAAUAGAAGACCGAGAGAAAUCAUAGCGGACUUGCAAGCGGCCAUUAAAGGUGAUGACAGCAAUCGCAGUCGUACAGUAGGUGGUGAAGCAAAAGCGGUAAGAACUGACAGAAAACCUGGGAAAUUUUCAAGGAAAAUAAUAUGUCUCUUUAACCUACGUGGAAGAUGCAGAUGGAACUUUUGUCCAAACGUUCAUUCAGAACUACCAUAUCAAUGGAGAUGGAAAAGCCUGUCUGAGAAAGACUGGAAUAUUCCAAGCGAGCACGAAAAUGUACAAAUGGAAUGUGCAUUCAGUGAUCCAUCAAAUCAACAAUACACGCUCACUACUGAAGAUGGUGUCACAAUUAACACUGACUUUAAUACUAUGACUGGAAACAGCAUAGAUGGAAAUACUAACACAAACUACAUAAUUCGCCGAAUAUCGACUCCGUCAUCGGUAGAGUUUACUCGGCAACCAUGGACAACUGUUUGGCUGUGGUACUGGAAAAAUGAAGAUGGAAGUUGGGCAAAAUACAGCGACAUGAGUGGUCCUUCUUCUAUCCAAAAAAUAUCGAAUAACGAUAUUGAACAAGCGUACAUCAACAAUUCAGAUGGUCAAAUAGCAUGUGAUGGGAAUGGCAACUUUAUUGAUUUUUCAAAGAUGGUGCAAAUUCAUGUGGACGACAAAACUGAAGUGGAAGUUUGUCGUAGACCGACUUUCGUCAGUGAAAGGGAGGCAAAAGAAAAACCUAAUAAGAUUGUUCAAAAAGAGCACCAUGACCUCAAACUUGACCUCAAACCAGAACAGAAAGUAGAGCUCGUAUCUAGUACCGUGGAUAUGUUUGCACCACCACCCAACUGGAAAAUGUCACCAGGAGAAGAUAUAACAGACCAUUGUCAACUUACUAUGUUACAGGAUACAGAUACCGAGUACAGGGAAAUUAAAUCAUUCUUUUACGAAAGUCUUCCCAAACCAGUUCGUAUCAAAUCAAUAGAGAGAAUCGAAAAUGGGGAUUUAUGGGAGAAUUUCGUCAGUAAGCGAACGAAGAUGUUGAAGAAGAAGAGCAAAGAAGAGAUUGGAGAGAGAAGAUUGUUUCACGGUACAAGGAACCAGUACAUCGAUCCUAUCUGGCAUCAGGGGUUCGAUUUCAGGCUUAGUGGACAAACAUCAGGCACGGCAUAUGGAAAAGGGAGUUACUUUGCCACAAAUGCUCAAUACUCCAACAGUUACGCCGAGCAAGGUGCGGACAGAGCAAUGUUUGUUGUGAAAGUCUUACCAGGGUCAUAUGUUCGUGGAAGUAGUGAAUACAAACGGCCUCCACACAAAGACAAGGGAAACCCAUGCAGUGAGCUCUACGAUUCGUGUGUAGAUAAUGAAAGCAAUCCGCAAAUAUUUAUUAUAUUUGAUAAUAAUCAGAUAUACCCGGAAUAUCUGAUAAAGUAUGACUACAGUAAUAUGUCUAUGUGAUAUCAAAAAUAUUAGAAAAUUCUUCUACUGCUUUAUGUAUCCUAAUCCUAAAUCCAAUCAACAGUUAACACGAUCCAUUUGUAUUUGACAGUUUCCAAACUGUCAAAAUGCUUGAUUUAUCAAGAAUUUAUCGGAAAAUUCAAAAGAACAAGCAGAUGUGUCGUAUAUUUGAUAAGCAUUAAUAAAAUUCAAGAAAUAUCUUGAUCGGGAAACAUUCAUUCAUAAAACAUAAUUUACUUAUGUCUUUCUAUAUAUAUUAGAACUGCUCUAUCCGAAAUCGGAUAAUGCGCAUACUUUCGUUCUGUUUUACCAUCCGUAACAAAUGCACACUACGAAUUUUGGUAGUUAAGAUAAAAUGAUUUUUGUACAUGUGUAUCAAAUGGCAAAAAUAAAUACUGUGUGUUUGAGUGGCUAUCCGAAUUCAGAUAAUCUGUUUGAGUGGAUAUCCGAAUUCAGAUAAGCCAAAAACAUUUAACUAUCUAAAAUCGUACUAAAGAAAAACUUGAGUGUUUUCGUUACCAUCCAAAUUCAGAUAAGCUUCAACAAUGUCCUAUCUGAAAUUGAAUGAAUCAAAACUAACUGAUGGCGUUGCUAUCCGAAUUUAGAUAAGACCUAACAAUUAGCUAUAAAAAGAAUGAGCGUUGACUAAAGUUAAAUGUAUUACAAUGAGACAAUGUUUGCUAUCUGAAUUUGGAUAGAGAAAAAACCUUUGUAAUGUUGUUACUAUCCGAAUUCUUAUAAGCUCAUUCAGUAUAAGAAAAUCUGGAAGUUGUCAUUGGCGAAAUUCUUAUAAGCUACGGUAUUGGGAAGAGCAGGCAAAAUAAAUGACGUGACACAAGAUGAAACAAAACAUGUUAUGAAUGAUCGCUUUAUGAAAAUGU
This is a messenger RNA of Mercenaria mercenaria, 4056 nucleotides long. Its product is annotated as protein mono-ADP-ribosyltransferase PARP12-like. The coding region runs from base 383 to 3175 and encodes 930 amino acids. Lineage: Eukaryota; Metazoa; Mollusca; Bivalvia; Venerida; Veneridae. The record is from RefSeq and is a predicted model, not a curated record. Gene Ontology annotation, molecular function: metal ion binding; NAD+ poly-ADP-ribosyltransferase activity. The transcript has 14 exons.